This is a messenger RNA of Linum trigynum, 7135 nucleotides long. Lineage: Eukaryota; Viridiplantae; Streptophyta; Magnoliopsida; Malpighiales; Linaceae. The record is from the annotation of a GenBank genome assembly.
AUUAGUCAUUAUAAUGUACAUUUUACAUUUUGAUAGCUCAAGUUUAAUUUUAAUUCAAAUGCAUUUAAAAAUAAUAAUAAGAGCCCCUACUAAUCUUACGUAUUGUCAUUUCUACAUAAAAAAAGAGGCUCCUACAAAUCUUACAUAUUGUCGUUCUUUUUACAACCCAUCAACUUUGUUUAAUUAUCAACCUAUCGUGAUGAAUUGAGAAAUCAAUUUUCUAACCUACGUGUAACAUUUUUGUUCUUUUCUUGUGAUGGUGUUCACUAACAUUUAUGGGAGUAUUUUGGCAGGAUAUCAAUUUUUUGUCAUCGGUAAUUGGGUAUUUUAUUGUCCAACUCAAUUGGGUUGAGUAUGAAAUCUAAAUAGAUGGUAAAUGGGUAAAAUUUGAUGGGUUUUAUCCAUAUACAAAUUAUAGUUCGGUACCUUAACUUAAUAGAUCUUUAGAUUAAUAACUUAAGUCUAUCUUUUUGGCAUAUAAAUCCUCAAAAUAUUGAUGGAACAUUAUAUUUUAGUACCAUAACGGACCACAUACUACAUGCUGAUAAAGCAUCUCCGCCCGCGACAAGGCGCGGCAUCGCGCCACCUAGCAUGUAUGAAAACUAAAACAACUCAGCUGAAAUAAUAACUCGUAGUUUUAUAUUUAUACAGUAUCUCUUCCCUAUAAACGAAAGCCACUUAUGUAAUGGGAUUUAAGUAAGGAUGGGUGAGUAUGUGUGUGGUUAAUUCGCGAUUUAACAUCCAUCAACCUGCAAACAAUCAAAAUUGUAAUUAAUGAGUGAUUGAUGUGUGUGAAAUGCAUAUUGAUAAAUUUCCAACUCACACCUAUUCGGAUGGUUGAUGGAAGAAUUUCAUUGCUUGCAAUAUUAUAUCAUUAGGAGUGGGAUAGACAGCAUCCUCAUCUUCAUAAUAGCAAGAUCCAAGCUUACGAAUUUUACGAUAUUGAUCAGCCUAGCUAAUUCGUUUCAUCUUUGUCAACGUAGGAAAGGCGGAAACAUCGAUGCUGCAUCCGGUUUCAGCAGAUUCCAUUCCAAAGUUGUCUCCCUCGUUGAAAGUGAAUUCAUUAUUAGAAGUCGGUUUCUUAAACGAGGAGCCUUUUCACAUGAAUUUGAAAUGUUUAUCACAAAAAACUAUGAUAUUAUAUUAAAUCCAGUUAAUUUCAAUUAAAUUUAGUGUCGAAAUAGGUUUAAUGAUGAAUCUUAUACAACAACCCUCAAACUCAAGCUACUAAUAUGGACAUGAAGUUUGCUUAAUCUUAGAAUGGGGUUGUCUGAAUUCAAACAAAAGACCUCUCGAUCAUAGAAAGCUCUUAUGCCAUGUCAAGAUUUCUCAACUAGUUGGUCCGGAACUUCGAUACCAUAUGAGUGACUUGAGUUCGAAAAGUGUAUUAAUGUGUGGUAUAAAAUCUGUAACUAAACAUUUUCCAACAAAAUCUAAUUAGUAGGAGUAAUUUUUUUUCACAGUCACUACCACACGAUGCCGAAAGCAGUAGUGAGUAAAAAACGUGCAUCAAAUUGUAAAAACCGUUACAUUUUAGGCCCGCCAAAAAUAUUAAGUUUCUACGUAAAAAUAUUUUGUGAGCAAAAGCGUGGUCAAAAUCGUUAAGAAUGCUCACUUUUUUGGCCACGAUUUGUGUACAAAAACAUGUCAUUCCUCAUUUGUGCAUGAUUAGGUUUGAAGUCCCAAACGGCUAUCAGAAGUUAAAACGUCGUAAUUCUAUUCAUGUGGCAGCUUCAUCAUAACUCCUUUAUUUGUACUCUUGUUUUCCGGUGAGAAAACUUGCUUUGAAUUUAGAUUGAUUGCACUUUUGAAUUCUUUGGACAACGAUUACUAAGACAUGGCUCAUGCCUCUUCAACCAAAGUUCGAACGAUGGUGUUUGAUUGAUGGUUUCUGGGAAUGAAAACUAAGUUAAAUUACUCUACUCCUAUGGAGGUUCAGUGAGAGCUGCAAACUAAAAACUACGUCUAUGGCUACAUGAUAGAGAAAAAAGGAUAAACUUGACAUGUGUGUCAGAGUGUUGGUUUUGGGAACCUAUUUCUCUGUCGACCCUUCCUCCUAUUUAUAGCCAUGGAGAGAUAACUGUUGUAGACAACUGCCUCUUGGAUAACUCCCAGAAAGAACCGCUUCCUGCUUUCUCCGAGUGCUGGUUACUCCUUCAACCGCCUAGGUGCUUCUCUUGGAACCAUUGUGGGUCUUGAAGUGUAGCUUACCUCUCAUGGUCUUGUUACAAAUCUUGUGCCAUGCUAAUCUUGAUAAGCAUGUGGUGUCUCACAAAGCUAGGGGGCCGUGAUCCUCUUGCUAGGCACCAUGGACUUCUUACUCAUGUCAUUGACAUUCUUCUCUCACGACCAUGAACCUCUUGGGACUUAGUCACUAGUGAAUGCUCCACCACCACGCCCUUCUCAUUCGUGAUCAUGGCCCCUCUCGUGAUGCGACAUGAACUUGUCAAUCAUGCACAUGGCCCCUCCCAUGAGGCGGCAUGUCCUUCCCAAACUUAGUACAUUUUGUAUCAUUGGUCUUGGUCAUGAGGAGGCAUGGCCUCUUCAUUCGUGGCUAUGGACUUUUCAAUCAUGUAUGUGGCCCUUCCCAUGACACGGCAUGGCCUUCUCAUACUUAGCAUUUUUCAAUCAUGCCUAGAGCCUCUUGUCUUGUGUCAAUGCAUCUUCUCUUGAAGCGGCACGUGCCUCUGGAUUCUAGACGGACAUGAUCCUCCUCGUUGAAAAGGCAUCUGCUUCUAGAUUAUAGAUGGGCAUGGCCCUCUUCGUGAAGUGGCACAUGCCUCUAGAUUCAAGAUGGACACGACCUGAUAGACCGUCAUUUACACAUGUUUUUACCCCCGUUCUUACACCGUUUGAGGUGUUGAUUCUCGUGUUUUAGGCCGAUUUACGCUAGGUUGUGCUUGUUUGUGAUAUUUCAGGUCCUAGUACGUGAAUGAAGGCUUAGGAGCGAGUCUGGGGUCGAUUGGACGAAGAACGGACGAGUGGCGAGGUUUUUGGGAGCUGCACGGGCAUACCAGGGAGGCUGCACGGCCGUGCACGGUUGCAAGCUGGCCGUGCGCCUCAUGCCGAGGAGCUGCACGGGCAGGCCCUGAAGAUUGCACGGCCGUGCACCUGGCCGUGCAAGAAGCCUGAGUUCGACUUAAGGGAUACGCUGCGUUUCAGGGUGCACGGCCAGAAUGGUGAGGUGCACGGCCGUGCACCCUGGCCGUGCAACUCGGGAAAACCCGGUUUUUAAAGCCUAAUCCGAGCCAGAAGUUGGGGGAUCGAAUUUCUGGAGCAAAAACAGAGUUUUAGAGAGAGAAAGUGCGAAGAACUCACCCUAGAAGCCAUCUUGGAGCUGGGUUUCAUCAAAUCAAGCCUGGAGAUCGUCCUAGGAGUGGAAAUCAUCAUCCCGGAGCAGAUUAUCCUCAUCAUUAUGAGUAUGACUACUCCGAUUACUGUUUUCUUUUCUCUCUCUAUGGAGUAGAACCUCUCUCUCACUUGGGGAUGAAGAACCCUAGUUCUAUGUGUUAGGGGAUUGAUUGUAAUGACUUGGGAUGAUAUUACUGUUUGAUUUUAAUCGAAUGAUGCAUGUUUAUUGAGUCAAUUGAAGUCUGAUCAACUUUUCCUGAUUCCUGCUGCAAUCUGAGAUAGAUAGAAUCUGAUUAGGUUGCUAGAGUCUCAUCAUUCGAUAGUAGGAGACUGGUUAUACAAGAGUUAGCCAGUUUACUGCUUUGUACUGGAAUCUAAUUCCAGUAGUGAAUUUCUGUUCUUACUGCUUCAGCUUUCUAUCCCGGUGAAGACUAGUCGUCUGCCGGGUAGUUAGACUGAGAGGGCUUGGUCAGCUUAAGAGAUUCCAAGCUACUGUCGGAUCUUCCGCAGUUUAAUCAACAGUAAAUCAACCCAGGGUAAAUUGCAAUUGAAACCUAACUAAAGAGCUAGGGGAAUUCAUUCCCGAGUGACUCUUUCCUGCUUAAGAAAACCGAAUAAUUUCCUGCUUUAUUUCUGCUUUCAGUUUAAACAACAAUCACUUACUCUAGUUGGCUAGAUAACAGAGAAUCACUGAGUAAGCAGUAGAUCUAAAGCCCGGGUUGAUAAUAUAACUUGCCUGUUACUGCAUUCCCGGUCUGCGAUUACACUUGGUCGCAGAUUGGUGUUGUGUUUUGGCGUGUCAAGUUUUUGGCGCCGUUGCCGGGGACCCCUCUAGGUUAUUGGGGAAAAGUGAGAAUUUGUUACUCUAGCUUUUUAUUUUCUGCUUUUUAUUUCUUCCACCUGUGUGCCUUCACGGGUUGUUUCUGCUGAUUGUGUGCAGGUAGUGCAUGACCCGUAGCCAGUCGGGAGAUCUAUUACCACUAGACCAGGAGCUUGAACGAACCUGCAGAAAUUUCAAGCGGGCUCUAAAGGCGCGACUGGCUGCGGAGGAGGCGCUAUCACAGCUGCAGUUAGAGGAGGAAGAAGAAGAGAUGGCUGAACCAGGGAACCAUGCUGUGAUCCCCGAGGAGCAGACCAUGGGCUCCUACUGGACCGCUAGGGCUGCGGACAUGAGGCCACCCAUUCAGCACCCUCAGGUCCCAGCCAACAACUUUGAGGUGAGCACCUCCGUGAUCACCAUGCUGCGCGGUUCAGUAGUGUUCCGUGGUAAGGAGGGAGAGUGCCCUCGAUCACAUCUCAGGCGAUUCCACGAGCUCAUCGAUGGAAUCAAGAUCAAUGGGGUACCAGCAGAUGCCAUCCAGCUGAGGUACUUCCCAUUCACUCUGGAGGGGCAGGCCAAGGAGUGGCUAGACACUCGAUCUCCGGGAUCCAUCACCACGUUCGCCAACCUGGCGGACAAGUUCCUCACCCGCUACCAUCCUCCAUCCAAGACAGCUGACCUGCAGAAGCAAAUUACACAUUUUGCUCAGGAUGAGGAUGAGACCAUCAGGGAUGCAUGGGAGAGGUACAACAGUCUUUUCCUCAGGUGUCCCAAUCAUGGUUUCAACGAUGCGUUCAAGGUGGGCACCUUCUAUCACGCCCUCUUCCCGGAGGACAAGCAGCUGAUCGAUUCGGUUUGUGGCGGGAACAUGCUGACCAAAACCCCGCCACAGCUGAAUCAACUCUUUGAAGAGAUGGCGGAGAAUGGUUAUGAUUGGGGCACUGCCAGGAGAUCGAGGAGAGCACCAGGCCGGGGUGUGCAUGCUGUGGGCACCCAGUCAUCUGAUUUGGUGCAGGUAGUAUCGAAGCUGGUCUCAGCUAUCGAUCGUUCCGGGAUGAUUCCACGGACCGGACAGCAGCAGGCGAUGCUCUGCCAGUGGUGCGAGAGCACCCAUCAUAUGGUGGAAGACUGCCAGGCGAUGAAGGAAUCGACCACACCCCAGGAGCAGGUGAACUUCAUCAACAAUGUCAGGCGCAAUGACCCCUACAGCAACACGUACAAUGAGGGGUGGCGCCAGCAUCCUAACUUCUCCUGGGCUGGGCCAAAUCCCAGACCACCAGCUCCACAGGGACCACCGGGCUUCCAGAGGCCACCAUAUCAGCCCAGACAGGGGCAAUUCCAGCAGCCAGGUGCAGCCCCUGCUGCCCCAGUGCAGAAUGAUCAGAUGGCUGAACUGCGGGACUUGGUGGGUUCUCUUGCCAGUGUUAGUGCUCAGAAAUUCAACACCUUUGAGCAGUUCAUGGAGAAGGCCUCGGGUCAACUCCUGGCUCUGGAAGCUGGUCAGAGGAAUACACAGGCUGUUUUGCAGGAUAUCCAGACCCAGCUGGGGAGCGUGGCCCAGGCAGUGGCUCAAAGGGCUCAUGGUACUCUACCAGGGCAGACCAUCCCUCACCCGUCGACCCCGAAUGAGCGCUGCAAUGCCAUCAUGACCAGGAGUGGCAAGAUGACUGUUGAUCCCCCUGCUCGGGAACCGGAGAAAGAAAGCCCUGUCUUAGCGGCUCCAGCGGUUGAACAGGAAGUAGAGAAGGAAGUUGAGGUGGCUGCACCUAAACCGCAACCAGUAGUGAAGGAGUAUGUCCCUAAACUCCCUUUCCCUACUCGGUUUCACAAAGACAGGCUGGAGGCAGAGUUCGAGAACUUCAUGGCCAUGCUUAAGAAGCUGAAUGUCCAAGUGCCCUUCCUGGAGGCACUAUCGCAAAUGCCAAAGUAUGUGAAGUUUCUGAAAGAGCUUCUCUCAAAGAAGCAGAAGCUGAGUGAGCUGGCCACGGUAGAGCUCAGCGAGGAAUGCUCGGCUAUUCUGCAAAACAAGCUUCCGCAGAAGAAGAAGGACCCAGGUAGUUUUACUAUCCCGUGCUCUAUUGAUAAAUUGCAUGUAGAGAAGUCCUUGGCGGAUUUAGGUGCUAGUAUCAAUGUUAUUCCAUAUAAAUUGUUCAUGAAACUAGGCCUAGGUGAACCCCGUGCUACUAGGAUGACCCUUCAAUUAGCUGACAGAUCUGUAGUGCAUCCUAGGGGUAUAGUGGAAGACCUUCUGGUUAAGGUUGGCAAAUUCACAUAUCCCGUGGAUUUUGUUAUCUUGGACAUUAGUGAGGACACAGAAGUGCCUCUUAUACUGGGAAGGCCUUUCCUGGCCACUGCCAAGGCUCUCAUAGAUGUGCAUGAUGGGACCUUAGUUUUGAGGGAUGGCGAGGAGCGAAUAACGUUUUCUGUUGCUGAUACUAUACCUGCUUCGUCACCUCUGCAUGCUGUUUCUCACCAGGAGCACGAGUCUGUCGUGUAUCCUUCUGUGCUGCCUAUUUUGCAGGAACCGCCUCCCACACCUUCGCCGCCACUCCGGACCACUCCGUCACCCAAAGAACAGAUCAAGGAGGAGUGGCGGCCGAAACUGCAGGCAGCUAAGCCUGCUCGAAAGGAAGCCGGAGACCACUAUGAGCUGGUCCCGCCCCCUCCUUGGCCAUCCGAGUAUUCACUCGCUUGCAUCCUACCGGAUGGCCAAGUUGAGCUGGCGAAUGCAGGUGGCCACAUUCGUCGCGUGCAUGGCCACCAUUUGAAGCUGUACCUCAAGAGCGAUGUGGAUCCGCUCUUGAAGGCACCUGAUCCUACACUUCCCUGAGCAUCCAUACUGGCGUCCAGCUAAAAGACGGUAAAGAAGCGCUUGUGGGGAGGCAACCCCACCGAGGUUUGCAUUUUCUUACUCUUUUUCCUUUGAUUUUGUGUGUUUUUGAGUCUUGAGACGUUGAUCCAGAG